Porites lobata is the source of this 8750-nucleotide messenger RNA. The record is from the annotation of a GenBank genome assembly. NCBI's taxonomy places the organism in Eukaryota, Metazoa, Cnidaria, Anthozoa, Scleractinia, Poritidae.
UAUAUAUUAUGCAGAAGACGAUGAUUACCAAUAUAAAAUAGAAGUCUGUCACAAUAGCGCGGAAAGUAUAGCUGUAACACAAAUGGGGAAAAAAUGGAAAGGUGCUAAAUCCUGGUUGACCAUAGGAACAUAUGAUGGAGCUCAUGUUACUGGUGGGAGUAAGUACUAUUUUUAUUCCAUGUUGAUGAUGUGACCAUUUAAACUAAAAAAUAUAAUACAUUGUACAUUAUGUUGCAAAUGGCCCUUGCAAAACCAUGUGUGGCACUCAAGUUAAGCCCUGCCAGGUGUGGUAAGAAACUGCAUGGGGUUGUGAGGAGGGGUUUUUCAAGCUUUCCCCACGCAGCUACCUCUUGUAAUUGUUUCCCAUGAGUUUAAUCUGUUGACGCGGGAAUAUGCAUUUACGGCUCUGUGAUUGUAAGAAGAGCUUAGGGGCUCCUGGCUUUGGAUUUUAGUGGAGGAGAUUCACAUUCAGGGUAGUUUCUGUACAUUUUUGUACAGUUUACAAUCCCCUAUUUUUUUCUGGCUGAUUGUAGAUGGCAUUCGCUGCCAUCCUGGUUUCUUAUGGUGAGUAAAAUCUGGGGAGAGUACAAAACGCCUCUAGGAACAGGUACUACUACAAAGAUAGUGGUACAGGCAGACCAUCUGAACUGUUUGAGGCAUUGUGAUGUCCCGUGGGAUGUGUGAUCUCAUACAUUUACUGUAUUUCGUGACAUUUGCUCUCAGUGAUUGGAAGAAAUGCUUCAUAAAACACAGAAACUUGCACCCUUUUAUCCCAAAUGUUAAUAUAAUGUAAGGAAGAUGAAUAAAGAUAACUUAUCCUAUGUUUUUACUGUCAUCUUCUGUGUUGUUUGGCAUUUCGAGUUGUUUGAAGCUGACCACCCCUUACUGAAAUCUUACAAGGGGUGGGUUGUGCUUGGGCUCUUUACUGUCAUUUGCGUUGAACUGCUUGAAACGUCCCCCUCCUCCUCAGAACCCUUUGCUCUUUACUGUCAUUUGAGGUUGAACUGUAGUGGCAGAAAUUCCAUACUCACUUGCAAACCAAUGUUUAAAUAAAUCCAGUAGUCAUGGGGCUCCAAAAUAUUUUGUUUUGUCAUUUUGGUACUCAGUGGUGAUACAAAACUCAAAUGCUUCUUUUGAUUAUUUCUUUUUAUCUAUUUUGUUUUCUUUUUUUUUUUUAUUUUAUUUUUUGUCAUUUUUAUAAAAAAUGUUUCAUCGACCAAUUUAGCGCUUCUGACUGGAUUCCGGACAGAUUUUUCGUCAUCAGUAUGGAAUUUCUGUCGCUGAGUCGCAGACGUUCCUCCGCGUGAAACGUCCCCAUCGACGAAGAGCGAGGAGAAACGGAUGUUUUCACUGGCUACUCACUUGCCCAAUAAAUAAAUUCCGGCAAAAUAUUGUUUUGUCAUACUCAGUGGUGAUACCAGUUUCUUUUUUUAUUAUUUUAUUUAUUCAUCAUUUUUUUACAAAAAAAUAUUUCAUUUUAUUUUUUGUCAUGUUUUUUCAUGUUCUGGGAUGUUCUGAAAUGUUCCAGAAUACAGUAAGCUCAGAUAUAAGAAGCCUGUGAUUUAAUUAAGAACCUACAGGUUGAAAUUUCGCAUUUUAAAAUAUAAGAACCUUUUCAGCCUGGAAAAGAAAAAUAGUUUCUUACACAAAAAAGUCAAUCCAAUUUUGAUGUUCAAAAUUUUGGAUUUUAAUUGUGUGAGAAACUUCUGACAAAACUUUAUUGUGUAUAUUUUUUCUUUGAUUUAGGUUUGCUUGGAUUUUCACUAGCAAUUUCUUUUCUGUAAACCAUUAUGUAUCAGUAGUGAAAUAUUUUUACCAAUGGUUACACUACGACAACCUCUGAAAAAUAAGAACCUAAAUUGGGAAAAACUACCCUAUAAUAGAAGAACCUGUUCAACCUGACCUGAAAAAUUCUAGGUUCUUAUAUGUGGCCUUUGUAUUCCAUGUUCCGAGUUUUAUCUACAGCCCUGUUAGCAGCCAAAUGGGGUUUCACUGUACUGGCAUAUCACUCUAAAAAGUUCUCACUUACAUCUGUAUGAUGAUGAUGACGAUGAUGAUGACGAUGAUGAUGAUGAUGAAACUUUAUUAACCCAUUCGCCCCUGAACCGCCCGUAACCGCCCGUGCGGAUCCAGGUCCUUUCUACCCUUUGUGACGUCAUCAGUUUUAACGGUCAAGGACAACUUUCUUCGCUAACUUGUGCAGAGUGAAGAGAUCUUUUAAACCAUACCAGAAUGAGCACAAUUCAGUCAAGGAGGCGGAGGGAAGCAAAAAACCACGUGACAUUGACCUGAAAAUCUCCAUGAAAAUUUUGUUCCAUUACCCAACCCCUUUCACCUAAUCCUAAGAUCCUAAAAGCUUUCCUAAAAACUCUUCCCACCAAAAUGAUGCCUACUAAAUGAUGAAAAAAAAAUGAUGAAAUGGAAAAAAGAAGGGAGGAUGAAAGCGAAAAGUAAAAGUCAAGACUGCUGUGUCACUUUUAAACCCAAAAACUAUCUUGAAAUUUUGAUGAUGAUGAUGAUGUUUUGAUGAUGAUGAUGAUGACCUGUAAACUUUAGUUUUAGGUGCACAACAGUAAAGCUUCCUCCUAGCAAAAUUAGGAUCCUAGCUUAAAAACCUAUGCUAAUAAGGGGACACGAAAUAAAUAAAUAUAAAUAUAAAUUAAAGUAUUUACGUAUAAGCGCAGGUAUAAAAAAAAAUAAUGACAUUAACAAUAUUUACAGUAUGACAAACUAUAUCUAAUGCACGUAUUUUGUUUUUGAAACAUUUUAAGGUGGUAACUUCUCUCAAGUCUGGAGAUAAUUUUCCCCAGAGAUUGGGCCCCAAGUGGCGGAGGGAGUGCUUGCCAUAUGUUACCGUGUUGUACCUGGCAGCGGAGAAAUCAGACUGCCUUAAGUUACACUUAGAUCUAGGCUCAAUAAAAAUGUCACAGAUAUAGGGGGGACAUAGAUUGUUCUUGGCUUUAUACAUUAAAACACUAAUGUCUUGUAGUCUUCUGUUCUGUAAACUUGGCAGUUCUGCUCUUUUUAGAAGUUCAGGGUAGCUAACAUUGUUCCUAAAAACAGCACGCAGGCCCCUUUAAAAAUAUGCCAGGAAUUCUGCAAGGUUCACCCAUGUUACACCCAUGUAGAUAAAAAUAAUAGCUGAUGAUCAGCUACUGAUGAUUUCUUGAUUAUAUUUCAAUUUCUCAUUACCACAGCUGAUUGGAUAAUGAUAAAAUAUUUCCAUGGUGAGAAAUACCACAGUCAUUGUCAAAAUGUAGAAAGAAUUGCAAUUGUGCUGGUGACUUGCGAUCCAGGCGUGCAAACGGUGAGGCAACUUCCUUCAUGUAUUAUUAGUGAAUUUACUUAAGAGAAGGGCAGAGGAAAGAAGAUGACAAACCUUGUGUGACAAACAUUGAAUUAUUAUUGUUUGAAUAAAUUUUCUGCCAACGUUCACCUUCCUUUAAACAGAUGUUUAUGAAAAAGACCACACCACAGUUUGCUCUUAAACAAAGGUGCUAUGUUUGUCACUCACAAAUGUUUUGCCAUCCUCAUCUUUGAGCUGUCCUGUUGCAUAAGCUCACUAUUAUAGCAAUAAAGAAGGCUACACAUUGUUGUUAGGCUGUAGCCUAUAGCAGUAUACCUAGUAUAUUCAUACAUUUGUGACAAAGAGUGAGGGCAAGAUGUCGGCAAAGUUUCUUCCUCUUAUGGCAUAAAUUACUGAGGAGUUUGAUAACAUUGUUGUAUUGUAAUGCACAAAAUAGUAUGAAAGAUUAAAAUGGUUUGACCUCUUGCUAGUUUUACUGUACAAAAGAAUUUUUUGUGUACCAAGAGCUUGGAAUUACAUAAUAUUAAUAAUUAUAAAAUACCGGUAAUAGGCCACUUGCAUUAGGAGGUCACAUGACCAAUGCUUCCUUUAAACAGUGAGUUGGAAUCUUGCUGAUGCCAAAAAUUGACAGAGUGAAUAAAAAUUAUCUUACAACCCCAAAUUUGAGAGGAAAUGCAUUUAAGGGAGAUAUUUUAUGGCACUUUGAUUUUCAACAAAUUAAUUAGUAUGAUUUGUAUUGGCUGCUGUGUUGGAUGGCAUACUCUUGCCCUCCAACAUGGCAGCCAAAACUACUUUUUACUUGUAUCUUGUUAAAUGUUUGAUAGUUAUGCUCAGAUGUGCUGUAAACAUUACCACAUCUUUUCAACAUUUUCCUUGAAGUUUAAGUGCUGAAUUUGUGUUCAAGUGGUGCAAUAGGCCAUUUGCACUAAGAAGUCAUCAGAGGCUAUUUUUAUAACUUAAAAUUCUAUGAUUUGACUUUCGAAAAUCGAUUAGUGGGUCAUAUCUUAAACAAAAUAAUAGUGAUUUGGUUUUUCAAACCCACUACACCAUUUUCUUAAAAAUUAGGAGUAAGUUUGUAGUUGGUCAUGUGACCAAAAUGUGACUUUUAAAAUUAUGAAUUACCUCCUUCUGCAAUAUUGCAACCAUGGUACACAUUGAUCUGAUAUAAUGAUGCAUAUUUUAUGCAUUUUGUUAAAUAAAAGUUAAAAACAUUCACUUUACAGGGAGCUGUCAAAAUUAUUGAGGAGUACAGGAACACCACUAAAGAUAGUAAAGGCAGAAAAGUCCCACUGGAAUGUUAUUACCUGUUUGAGCUUAAUCAUGAUGCGGCUUGCUCAGUUAAGGACAAGGGUUUGAGUCCAGGCUCCAUUAUGCUGAUCAUGUGAGUUUUGUUCACUUUUGAAAAAUUCUAUUUCGCCAGGCAAUUUGUAUGGUGGUGCCAUUUCAACAUUAAAUACCACCAAAAUCAAUUUCGUUUUUCUUUAAAUAUGUAAAUUUAGUAAUCCCAGCAAGGUUUAAAUUGAGAAAAGCCCUACAGUUGAACCUUCGCUAACAGCCACCUCUCUGCAGCAGCCACGUCUUUUUUUUCAUCCUGGCGGACAAAAAAUGCAAUGAUACAUUGUCUCUUGUUUAAAACCUAUCUACAACAGCCACCUCUUUACAACCACCACUUCCUUCAGUCCCAAAGUUAAGGUGGCCAUUGUAGAGAGGUUCAACCGUACACGUUGUUUGCUCAUUAAUAAGCAAAGCUCCCAUGGAUCAGGGUAUAGAAAAGUGACGUCACCAUGCAAUUUUUAGUGACCUACAAUAGGUGUAUUUAAUUUGUAUUUAUUCCUCCUUUGUGUGUUACUUGUGAUUAUUAUUAUUAUUAUUAUUAUUAGUGCGCAAAAAAGAAAAAUAAUUAUCUGAACUUGAUCAAUGAAAUGAGUAGAAAUUACAGAUGUGUGAGAUUUGUAAAUCUCUCCAUGAGCUCCCUUGGCGUUUGCUCCGAUGAAUGCUCCCCGUUCUUAGACAUGAUGAAUGACAUCGGCAUUGACAAAAAGCAGCAACUUUAUGUAAUCAAGAAAAUGAUAAAUAUAGCCAUUAGAGCAAGGUAUUACAUCUUUUGUUGUAGAAAUAGGAAUUGGGAUAGCCCAGACUUAAUGCAAUUUUGAUUUCUUUUCUUUUCUUUCUUUCUUUUUUUUUUUUUUUUAAUCAUCCAAUCUCAAGCAGCAUUUGUAAAUUGCCUAUACAUAGCGAGAUUUACAAAAUUUCUACAUUCAAAAACGCAAAUAAAGUUUCCAUUAUUUUAUUAUUAUUAUUGUUUAAUUGUCUUUGACUUCAUACCUACAGUGGAUGAAUGAUGUAGGCCUUCCUGAUUUAGCCUGUUUUACAUGGUGUUUGAAAAAAUUAACCCUGGCAAUUGAGCCAAUCAAUUUUUUUUAUAUAAUAACGAUCAUAGAAUUAAUAUAAUAAUAAUAAUAAUAAUAAUAAAAAUGAUGAUGAUAAUAGUAAUUUCAUAAAGCAUUGAUAAACCUGUGUGUCCUCUUUUUCUAUAGACUUAUUGUUGUGGGGACAGUUUAUUUAUUGCUUGGCUUCUUGUAUCAGAGAUACAUAGCUGGUGCGAAAGGUUUGGAGCAAAUUCCUAAUUACGAUUUCUGGAGAGACUUUGGAAGUUUGCAGGCUGUAAGUUUUUUUUAAAGUGUUUAUUGAUUUGUUACAACUGUGCUAAGAGAGAGCAGCAAUAAAUUUACUUGGAAUCUGUCAACAGGUAGUUGAAAUGUCAAUCGCUUUCUUUUAAAAAUUUACUGUUAAGAGCAUUUAUGUAAAGAAAAUAUUUUCCUAUAAUGACUAAAUGAUUGAGGGCUAAACAGAAUUUAGAAUUGUUAAUUGUCAAUCUCUUUCACCAAUGGACCUUUUUAUAGGACAAUGCUCACCUAGAUGUUCAUGACAUAACUCAUGGCCUCUAACCACUGAGAACACACAAUGCAUGUAUUAUCUUUUUAUUUCAAUCAAAAUUAUUUUCUUUUUUGUAGGAUGGGUGUAACUUUAUGUGCCGAUGUUCAGAGGCACGUCCAACAAGAUACAAAGUGAGUAAACAAAAAAUUCAGCUACAUGUGCGUGUAUCAGUAAACAAACUUUAUGUGUUGGAAUAGAAAAAGAUGUUGUAGUUGUAAUAAAUUGUGCAUGUUAAAACUUCCCUUCCUUUUUCAGAAUAGCCUGUUCACAGGCUAUUUUCAGAAACAUUACAAAGUACCAGGGCUUGUAUUUUUCAAAGGCCCUUUUUGAGGAGCUUAUUUUUGGAGGGGCUUAUAUUCGGAGGGGUUUAUCUACUGUAUGAAGGGAAAUUUGCCUUUCAAAAUAGAUUGGGCUAGCCUUAUAGUUGGAAGUAAAUUGACUGUUUUUGCUUUGUUUUACUUUAUAUUUGAGGGCAUUUUUCCAAGUACAAGCCCCCAGAGGGCUUAUAUUUCAGGGUUGUCACUAAGAUUUCAAGUAGCCGGGUAAACACAACAAGUAGGCGGGGAAUCAAACGGCUAGAGAUUUCUUUUGGUUCUAUUUUUCUUCUAUUUUCCAAUAAAAUAUUUGGAAAAGCUCUUAAUGACAACCCUGUAUUUGGAAGGGCGAUUUAAUGGACGGUUUUUUGUGUUACUGGUUUGGGGGGCUUAUAUUUGGAGGGGCUUAUUUUCAGAAUUUUAGUGUAUUUUACUUGCUCUUCUCUCCCCAUGGAGGAUAAAGGACCACUCAGAGUCUUUGAAUCAAAAGAAGAAGUGUUAAUGUGUUAUGUAGGUGGGAGCACAAAUCUGAAAUCUAAAUCAAGGAAAGGAUGAAUGGGUUAACUCUUUGGAUAUGGGUGCUUUCAGUGGAGAUGAUCUGUAUUGGAGUUUAUGAUCCAAGGGAAUUCACACCAAGGUGCUUAAAAGCAAUCGCAAAAUCCCACCACCCUAACAAGGAGUUCCUCAGUCACUGCCAGCAGACUCAAAAAGUGCUCUAUGUUUUAUGCACUAAUUAACUAUCAGUUUAAGACAAGGGAACUGAAAAAUGUAGAGAAGUUGGUGAAGCAAAGGAAUGUGCAUUUUUGUACAAUCUGUGAAAUUAUAUUCCUAGUCUACAGGCUGUCGGUUCCUUUGAUGCACCAUGAUUUAUUUGACCUUGGAUCUUAAUUCUUGAUCUGGAUCAUCCUGAGGAAAUGUAUAGCCCUAUGGUUUGUUUCGCAUCACAGUGGCUGAUAACUUAUAAACAUGUUUCUCUUUCUUUCAUGUUAGACAAUGGAUGAUGCUUUAGCUGAUGAUGAUAGAGAUGAUACCUUGCUGCCUAUGUAGAAUUUUUAACCCUGAAGACAUUGUUGAACCUCAAGUCUUUUAAACUACCAUCAAAGUCGAAAAGAAAAGUUGGUCACUGAUGAAGCUAAUGUUUAGGUGAUUAACUCUGGCAUUGCAAGGCUUUAAUAGGCAUUAUGAAUUUAGUAUCUUAGAUAAGUAGUUAUAAAUCAUACGCGUGGAGGCCAUUCGCAGUCAUUUGCAGUCACUCUCGUACUCGAGAGUGUCUAAAGUAAAGUUUAGGGAAAAUACUAAAUUUUAUUUUGCAAAAAUUCACCGACCAACAAACUAUACUUUGCAGAAAUUCUGCUGUUGAGGUGUUAUUUGAAUGGUCACCAUACAAUUUAUUCCAUGGACUUACGUUAGUGUACAUGUAUAUUAUGCAGUCUUCCUCGCUGCCGUUUUUGUCUCGUCACGCAACAAGGGGAGGAGCGUUGCGUGACGAGACAAAAAACAGCUGCGUAGGAGACUGCUCUGUAACUGGUUACUUGGAGUUCGCGGUGUAGAUAGCUUAUUUGUAGUUUCCGCCUUUCGGCAUUUGCUUAUACAUGUAAGUGAUAGUCUGAUAGACAGGUUCAACUGUGAUUUCAAACCUAGGAAACGCAUAAAGCGGGUCCCUUGAAAUACUAUUAUGUUUCGGCUGGCGGGGACAAGAUACGAAACCCGUUCCCAGGGUCGGCAUAAGUUAGUUUUCUUCUCACCCCAGAGGAAGUGUGUAUCGGGAGAUGGGGACCGUUGAUGCGAGUUUGAUUAAGUACAAGGACUAAUUCAAUAAAACUUUUACAAGCCUUAACGUUAAUUUUAAAAACUGCGUAAAAAAUAUUAAUAAUCUUGGGCCCGAUUUCAGCUACCCUGUUCAGUGUUUUUAACUCGAAGGCUAGCGGGCUGAACAAAAUCCUUAAAUAAUCUUUCAAAUGAAGCAUAAAAAAGGUUGAACUUCCGAAAGCUAUUUACGAACAUAGCCAAGAAGCUAAAUGCGAGACUGAAAGGGAGCGAUUUGAAUCCGGUUGUGAGUCAAUUUCUUUAUUAAUUCAUUCGCUAGAACUGAACAAGAGCUACACUUUGAGAUCAUAGCCUGCGUUGCUACCGGACUUGUCACUCGAUAUAUGUCGGGGAUUUUAGUGGCGCAUCCAAACCUUCAGGCGGGG